This is a messenger RNA of Ruditapes philippinarum (Manila clam), 1168 nucleotides long. Its product is annotated as pre-piRNA 3'-exonuclease trimmer-like. The transcript is spliced from 5 exons. Bases 108 to 473 code for a protein of 121 amino acids. The record is from RefSeq and is a predicted model, not a curated record. Lineage: Eukaryota; Metazoa; Mollusca; Bivalvia; Venerida; Veneridae.
AGUACUACACUUAAUGCGUUAGUUUGAAGUUUAACCAGAGGUGACUUUCGGUUUACCUUCUGUCUAUCAAACCGUCUGUCUUCUGUCCGUCCACAAAACUGAAUCCCAUGAUGAUGCAAAAAAACUUAGAAGGUGACGACCAUAAAUCAAUAAGACCAGAGUUGCUGUAUGUACGUGGGAGAAUGUUUAAACAAAAAUUAAACAUUGAUCAGGUAAAGUUAGCAAAAUGGUUCUCCCCCUAUGGAAAUGUGGAUGUGAAAGCAUAUGGCCAAAAUAAAGCAUUGGUUGCUACAUCAAACCACUACUGUGCCAAAGAUAUUUUACGAGCAUUUAAACAGCACAACACAAUCUAUGUGACAUAUUAUAGUGUAUGGAAACACUCACCUAUUGCCAGGGGACUUUUGUGGACAGGGGUUUUGCUAUCAGGAAGUGCUUGUGUUGUUGCCUUAUUGACUGGUGAUAAAAAAACAUGACCCAAAAGAGACUUGACUAAAGGAAAAGACUUGAAGUCAAAUAAAAGAUGUGAAAUUGACAGAAAAGAUGGAAUUAACAUAAAAAAGACUUAAGUUUACCAAAAAAAUGAAAAAGCUGGAGAUUUUCUGACAGUCAUACAACUACUACUAAAUUGAUGGUGAAUCUUGCGUGGCAGGAUUGGGAAAUUACAAUUACUGUUGGAAAUCUUGUAGAUGAUUUUAUGGAAAAAAAACAAGAUGUCAGCAUUGAAAAAUUGAAAUGUCAUUUUAUAUCUCAACCACUUCGGGAUAGGGGCAGUCAUGUAGAAUUUUCAUUGUCCGUUUUUCAUACUGUCCUGUUGUACGUCAAGAUUGACAAAGCAGUGAAAUGUUGCGGCAUCUGUGUCCCAUGGACACAUUUCUUAUUAUUACAAUAAAUGUAUUCGGAAAAAUUCAAAACUGAAAUAUGAAUCAGCAUGAGUUUAAAUCAGUAAAUUAUUUGAUUGCUUUAGGAACUGGCAUAUUGUAGCUUAGUUUGUCACACAAGGAUAAAUAAAUUUAUUUGCAGUGUAUAAAGCCAUUAUAGCAGGCUUUGAUUAAUAAAAUAUGUUGAUCAAAUCAUUGAAAUGAAGAAAUUUGUUAUUAACUUCUUGUUGUUACCGGUUUUUAGAAAUUUUAUUUUCUUCUUUUUUGAAUAAAAUUCAAUUUCUCUUUUA